AUAGUAUAGUAUAACCUCGGAACCAUCGAUACUACCAUUGUGGCAGCAAGGUAUACGUAAAGGUAUAGUAAUCUUUUUAAAAGCUUGCAAAGGGCAAAGAAAUCAACYGUAAAAUUUAUUUCGAGGUUUUAUUAGAAAUCCUAGAACAAGCCAUGAUCUUUGUCCUGAAUGUUCUGUUUACACAGGGUGUGGUUUUAUAGCCCUUUUUGCUAACGAAAGUCUCAUGCAGCCCUCCUAGAGUAAAAACACUAAAUGUGUGCAACAAAAUCACUAAGUAAUGUUAUCUUAUGCUAAUUCUAUUGUUUUCUCUUGUUUAAUUAGUGCUAUUUUCUACUAAAUAGUGAUAACUAUUGCACACAUUUAGUUUUUGUACUCUACUUUAGCACGUUAGACAUGCUAGUUUACUUAAUUUUCAAAUUUAAGCCCCCCUCCCACUACCUUCUAGAGUACUUCACAGUCAUUAAUAUCUGAAGCUUUAUUAAGCCUUUAGGGUUAUUUAUUGCAGGCAGGCAUGGCACAGCCUUCUUAAAAAGGGAGAUAGGGGUCUUAUAAACAAAUAACCAUKUGUCAUAGAUAACCCAGCAAACUCAAGCCUUAUAGCCAUAUUAAACCAUAAAUGUUUUGAAACCCUACAUCUAUGUUGUCUAUGUUUAUAUUUUGCAUUGUAACAUAUUUCUGUUUUUUUUGUUGUUGUUGUUGCAAAGUACAUAGUUUGUUUAUCAGAAGAGAUGAAUCAUCAAGAAGAUCAGAGUGGUAGUGUGUGCAACUUAGAUAAGAAACCUUUUGACAAGCACAAUGAUGAUGAUGAAGGUGAUGAUGAUGAUGGAAGCUAUAAGCAGGAUGAUGCCAGUGCUGAUUUGUUAGGAGGCAGAAAAGACAGUGCUGGUGUGAUCCCAACACCUAUGAAAGCUGCUUCAUUCUUGUCAAAAUAUAUUACUUUAUGGUGGCUCAAUAGUUUUCUUUCGCUUGGUGCCAAGCGACCUCUAGAAGCAAGUGACUUAUAUGGGCUCAUGACACCCGACCAGACAGGCACCUUGUGUGAUAAACUUCAAAAUGAAUGGGAAAAUGAAGUUCGCAGGUCACAAAAUAAUGAAAAAGUUAAGAAACCUAGCUUAGUUAAAGCCUUGGUCAAAGCUUUUGGUAAAGGAUAUGCAGCACUUGGGAUACUGGCCAUUUUUGCAGAUGGCUUGCGUAUCCUACAACCUAUGUUGCUUGGGCAGUUGAUUACCUACUUCUCUGAAGACUCUACCAUGCCAGCUAGAGAUGCAUAUCUGUUUGCUGCUGGUCUUGGUUUGUGUGGAUUUCUCAUUACAAUUUUCAACACUCCAUUCUCCUAUUUGAGAAAUGUUUAUGGAAUGAGAGUCAGGGUGGCUUGUACCUCUCUUAUUUAUAGCAAGACUUUAYGUCUUAGUAAUGCUGCACUUGCUUCAACAACAACUGGAAAUAUUGUUAAUUUGGUGUCAUCUGAUACACAGAAGUUUGACUGGACUGCACCAUUUCUACACUAUCUGAUUCUUGGUCCAUUAGAGGUUGUGGUAGUGUUGGUCUUGCUGUGGUAUCAGAUUGGCAUGGCAGCUGUAGCAGGGAUGGGCUUGCUGAUAUGUCUUGCUCCGAUGGAAAUCAAAAUGGGUACUUUGUUAAUGACACUUAGAACCAAAGCACUGAUAUGGAUGGACGAGAGAGUAAAGAUAAUGAAUGAAGUCAUCGCUGGGAUGAGAGUGAUUAAAAUGUACACUUGGGAAAACUCCUUUACUGAAUGGAUCACUAAACUAAGAAAGAACGAGCUCAAAUGGUUUCUACGAACCUCAUUGGCGAAUGGAUUAUUUGCAUCAUUUUUCUUCAGCUCUCUUGCUUUAAUCAGCUUUAUUACCUUUCUUACGUACGUGAUGUCAGGAGAGGUUCUGACUGCUUCUAAAGUAUUCACCUGUGUGUCUCUCUUCAACUCUAUUCGUGUUGUCAUGGCAAUGUACUUCCCAAUCGCCAUURCAUUGCUGAAUGAAAGCAAAGCAUCACUUAUUCGUAUGGAGGAGCUGUUGUUGCUUGAUGAGAUGCAGUCAAAAGGUCUUAUCACUUCACAGUUGAGACCAAAACKUCAAGACUGCACAGUAAAAGCUGACAAUGUGACGGCCAACUGGAACAAAAAAAUUGCAAGUCCUACACUAGAUGAUGUGUCAUUUGAAGUCAAAGCAGGCGAACUACUCGGGGUGAUUGGUCCUGUAGCAUCUGGAAAGUCUUCUCUUCUGAUGUCCAUACUGGGUGAGCUCCCAAUGAYGUCAGGCACCRUCAAUGUUAAAGGCAAGAUCGCUUACGCGUCUCAACAGGCCUGGAUCUACAACAGCUCGUUACGUCAUAACAUCAUAUUUGGUAAAGAGUAUGAGGAAGAGCGUUAUAAACAGGUCAUCAAAGUCUGCGCGUUGGAACAGGAUAUCGAACUUCUCCCUGAAGGUGACACGACAUUAGUAGGUGAAAGAGGAGUUUCUCUUAGUGGAGGACAGAGAGCAAGAAUAGGUUUGGCAAGGGCCUUAUAUUCUGAUGCAGAUAUAUACCUGCUGGAYGACCCUCUCAGUGCUGUAGAUGCUAAUGUAGGAAGACAUCUCUUUGAUAAGUGUAUUUGUGGUUAUCUCGCUGACAAGCCUCGUAUUCUUGUAACACAUCAGCUUCAAUUCUUGAAGCAAGCCAGUAAGGUCUUAGUUCUGACUGAGGGAAGAUGCGUAGGUCAAGACACUUAUCAGAACUUACUCCAAGCUGGGGUGGAUUUUAUUUCACUAACACAUAAGGAAGAAGAAGAAGUAGCCCUAGAACACAAGCACGAAGAACAUGACAAGAUCAGACAUCGGUUCGCAAGGAACAUUAGCAGACAGAAGUCAGAACAAGGUGGCGUCUGCUUAAGGAGUACCAAGCUAAUCGAAAGCAACUUGUCUGUCAUGUCUGCAGCUUCAUCUGCCUCGGUUUAUAAAGAAGACCUGUUACCAGAAGAAGAAAAGCAAGAAGGGGCUGUCAGUGCUAAGACAUAUCUUUCAUAUCUWAGAUCAUUUCAUAACCUAGGCCUGGGGAUCUUCGUUGUUUUUCUUUUUGCCGUGUGUCAGGUAGUUGCUAUGUGCUGUGAUCUAUGGCUCGCAGAAUGGACGAACGUUGAAGAAUCAUACCACGUGAUCCUUCAAGCACGGAACAGUUCUUCCAACAUGUCCAGUCCUACUCGUCCUGAUCGGGAUUACUACCUUGGUGUUUACGCAGCACUUGUGUUUGGUCUUUUUGUUCUCAGUAUAAUAUGUGUUGAACUGUUUUUCGUUAUGACUAUAGUAGCGUCUAGAAAUCUUCACUUAAAGAUGCUUGCAAGUACUAUGAGGGCGACCAUGUAUUUCUUUGAUAAUAAUUCAAUAGGUCGUAUUUUAAACAGAUUUGCUAAAGAUAUCAGUGUGGUGGAUGACAAUAUUCCAUGGCUCCUGUGUGACGUCCUAUUGACUGGAUUUACAUGCUUAGGUAUCUUGUUUCUUGUUGGUGCCACAAAUCCAGUCACGCUGGUGGUUGUCUUUCCCGUUAUUGUGAUUUUCAUCUUGGUUAGAAACUACUUCAUGAAAUCUUCACGAGAAAUCAAGAGGAUUGAGGCAAUAAGUCGCAGUCCCUUGUUCGGUCAUUUUUCCACCACUCUACUUGGGUUGGAUACUAUUCGUGCAUUUGGUGUACAAGAGACRUUCAAGGAUCAGUUCAUAUCGUUCCAGGACGCUCAUUCUCGAGCUUGGUUUACUUACAUCUCCGGUCAAGCCUGGUUGUCCUUUAGACUACAUAUUCUGUGUGUCGUAUUUCUGCUAUUCGUGGCUUUGAUUUCACCUGUUAUUAAAGAUGUUGUAGGUUUAAGUGCAGGAAUAGUGGGUUUGAMCGUCAGCUAUGCCAUCAUGCUGACUGCCACCUUUCAGCCGUUCAUCGAGGAAAGUGCUGAAGUUGAGAACCUGAUGACGUCUGUUGAGCGGAUUGUUGAGUAYUACCACCUUGAACAUGAAGCACCUCAAGAGACUGAUGUCAAGCCACCAGACAACUGGCCGAACGAGGGCCAAAUAGAGUUUAAUAACAUGUCCUUCUCUUAUCAUAAAGGAUUACCAAAAGUAUUGCAUCACAUUUCCUGCGUCAUUAAAYCAAAAGAAAAGAUUGGUGUUGUAGGUAGGACUGGUGCAGGUAAAUCAUCGCUGUUAUCCACGUUGUUUCGUUUGGCGGAACCAACGGGAGUCAUCAGGAUAGACGAUAUGAACAUCCGGGAUAUUGGACUGAAGGACCUGAGGAGAAAACUGUCAAUCAUACCACAGGAUCCUGUUCUGUUCAGUGGGACGAUGCGGAAAAACCUUGAUCCGUUCAAURAACAUUCUGAUGUCCAAAUUUGGAAUGCUCUAGAAGAGGUUCAGUUGAAGAAAGCAGUUGAAGAUCUUCCUGACAAACUUGACGAAGAGUUGGCUGAAUCUGGAUCUAACUUCAGUGUUGGYCAGCGGCAAUUGGUGUGUUUGGCACGCGCCAUCUUGAGACACAGUCGAAUUCUAGUUAUUGAUGAGGCGACUGCUAAUGUAGACCCAAAUACCGAUACGUUAAUCCAGUCUACAAUCAGAGACAAGUUCCGUAACUGUACCGUGUUGACCAUCGCUCAUCGGCUUCAUACCAUCAUGGAUUCUGACAGAGUCAUGGUUCUCGAUGCAGGUCGCCUUAAAGAAUUCGACGYCCCAUACCUCCUUCUUAAAAACCACCAAAGUAUCUUCUCAGARCUCGUAGACAACACGGGACCAACAGAAAAAAGGCGUCUGCAUGACAUCGCGAGGAAUGCCUACACUGAAACGAAAAAUGCAAUUCCAGAGAUAGGAAAUGAGACAGAUGAUGAUGACGACAGUAAGACCGCGACACAGAAUGAUGUCAUAAUCAGAGUUCCAAACAUUGGAACAUUAGAACAGACGUCAGGGACGCAUUUUCAAUCGUCUAUCAUGUAGUCCUAGUAUGAUUGAUAUAAAGUAACUAGUGCUCAUCUAGACAGGAGUACUUGGUUAAUUACCGGAUGCUUUUGACACUCAUUGCGUUCUGGUCCUACCCAGACUAGGCCCUUUUGAGUUGACUCAAUAAUGUUUUCUCAUUUCAGAGCCAUGCGUCAAUCUCUUUAGUACCAUAUCUUUAUUUAUAUGUGUAUGAGAAUAUAUAUSAAAUAUCUAUUUGUACUGCGGUUGUAAUCUUUACUGUCGGAAACGCUUGCAGGGCAAUAUUCAAUCCAAGAAUCGUUGACGAGAGGUUUGAAAAGAGMUAGCAUUAUGCCUGGGAUAAAAGGUUUUUUCCUUGUCAUUGGGUAUCUUYACUGAAGAACAUUCUGGGAACUAAACCUAAACCUAUUAUCAACUUUAAAAAAAAAAGUUUCCUUACAAUCUGGAAUCUUUCUUUAUCUUAUACGAUAUAUUGAAUUUUUAUAUAAAAAUAAAUAAAUAAUCGUUUUUUAUUACCAUUUUAAAAAAUAAUUCUUUUUUAUUUGUUGUUGUGGUUAACCGAGACGCGAGGUAAAUAUUUUUUCCAUAUUCACUGAGCCUGAGGCGAAUAAUUGUUUUAGCAUAUACCAAUUUGUGUACGAGUAACUUAUCUUUAUAUACAAUAAUUCAAUAAAAACAAACAAACAGAAA
Molecule: messenger RNA, 5636 nt
Organism: Actinia tenebrosa (Australian red waratah sea anemone)
Lineage: Eukaryota; Metazoa; Cnidaria; Anthozoa; Actiniaria; Actiniidae
Product: ATP-binding cassette sub-family C member 4
Biological process (GO): transmembrane transport
Cellular component (GO): membrane
Molecular function (GO): ABC-type transporter activity; ATP binding; ATP hydrolysis activity
Source: RefSeq, a predicted model, not a curated record